ACAGGAUGCUAUGCUAACCUAUGUGUGUUUGUACAGUGCGCUGCUCACAAUCGGCAACAACAAAACGAAAAUAGUCGGCAAAUAAGCAGGAAAUUGUGUUAAUGCUAGUGCAAACUAAACCACCGACCUUAAACCGAUCGAAUAGUAAGGGUUAAAGCCUGCGGCAGUGAAAUAUCGGGCCUUCAAAUCGGGCAAUAAAAACGCAAGAACGCGCAAGCGAAAAAAGCAAGAAAAACGAGGAAACAGACGACGCCGCCUGGUGGAUUGGAUGUGGUGAUGCUCCGCUGAGCCGGGAGUGUCCAGCCAUGGAGUCGAUAGUCCUGCACUCGGAUGUGGCGCGCCUGGUCCUGGGCUACCUGGUCAACCAGAAUCUCAAGAGGGCCGCCCACACCCUGUGCCGCACUUCGCCGCACCUGCGCCACGAGUUCCUGGCCCUCAAGCAGGGCCUCCAGACGCACAACUUCCUCAACGGCGGCCUGGAGGAGAUCAUCUGCGAGCAUGUCAAGAUCACCGGAUUGGUUGCAGGCGCCGUGCAGAAGCUGCCGCUGGAGACGCGCCUGCAGCUGCAGCAACUGAAGCUCUCCGAACGAGUGGGCGAACUGAUGGCCACCGGCGAUGGGAGCAGCUGCACCCAAGGGAGCAGCACCCCCGGCGAGCCCAGCGUCGCACCGUCGCAUCGCAAGAGGAGGCGCCUACGCACCCAGUCGCCCGUGAACAGCCUGUCCUCGCCUUCCUUCAGCAAGCGACCGCGUUUGCUGCCGCCGCACUUUUACUGCAGCGUCAGCCGCGACAAGAUCAAGCAGAGCUUCCUGGGCAGUCAGGUGGGUCCAGAGGAAGCGGAGGAGGAGGAGGAGAGCACCACGGCCACCGACGACCUGGAGGAGGAGGAGGAGGAGCUGCCUGGGCCGCGCAACAAUUCCACGCCGCGUCAGCCACAAACGGAGUCCAAUCCCCUCGUGCUCACGCCGCAAAGCAUGCCAGAACUGGCCAGUGCGAUCAUCAAGAACCAGGACUUUCAGGCGACGCUGGUGAAAAACAUAAACGUGGCCCUGCAGACGGUGACUGUGACGAAUCCUUCGGUUAGCUGCGAUGCGAUGCUGGAUGGCCUGGUGAAGAACAUACUGGAGGCCACGGAGAAGGAUCCCUCGUUCGAUCGCAUCAUCCAGGAGGUGGUGAUUGGCGAUGAGCCGCAGGAAGCUCCUGCAGCAGCUCCUGUUAUUCCCGCUGCUAUUGCGGAUCCCCCCGUGGAUCCUGUAGAUCCCGUGCCACCGCAAACGCCGCUCAUCAUUCGCACUGCCGUGGCGGCCAGCAAUUCGGCGGCCAGCAAUGCCGAUCCCAACUUCUCCAUCUCCAAGCUGAUUGUGCUCAAUUCGAACGAGAGUGUCCAGAAAAUGGUGGCCAAUAUGGAUACCUCGAAUGUGAGCUUCACCAGCGACGGGCUGAAUCUAAACUUUGCCGAUCCCGCCUCCAUGCUCUCGGAUGCCGAGGCGGCGGCUGCCGGUCAGGUGUGCGUGGACGCCACCACCGGUCAGCUGACCUUUCCCAUGUAUCUCUCGAAUGGUGGGUUGCUCUCGCACCUGCCCUUUCUGGUGAACAACGAGUGGGUGGCCCAGCAACUGGGUCCCGAUGCCUUUGCCAAUAUGGAUGACUCGCACAUUGAGAUCUCGCUGCCGGAACCGAUUACUCUCUCGGCCAAUCAGCUGCCCCCCAAUUCGAUUAUUAUCAACAGUGCUCAGAAACAGGCGGCGCCACCGAUUCCCAGCUUGGAGCCUCCGGUGCAGUUGAUCAAGGAGGCGGUUAAGCAGCAGGAGAAGCCCCCACCCGCUUCACUCGACUCUUCCCGACAAGUUAUGGAGCGGGUGACGCCCUCGACGGCGGGAAUAAUCAAUGUAAAGGCCUUCCGUAGCUUAUCCACUCCCCGCAAGAGAACCUCGCAUGUACGAACUUUAACUUUCUCGCCCAAGGUUUCUGCUCCAGCACCUGGUAGUUCCAUCCUUCACCCCAAUACGCCGCUCUCCACCCGGCGACCUGGUUUGCUGGCCAAAGCCAAGGAGAAGCCCAUCAUCAAUCAUGUGGAGAUCAUCCAGGCAGCCUGCGAUCUCAGCAGCAACGAGGGAUUAGGCGGUGUGCCGCCUUUAUUUGCCAUGGAGGAGUGCAGCAACCAGACGGUGAUUAGGGCUAAUCCUCCAGCUCCUCCGGCAGCUGCGACGCCCAAGCGAAAGCAGAAGCGCCAGGCGGCGGUGAAGGCGUGCAAAAGAAUAAUCUCGCAGGCGGAAACGGAAUCGAAGGGGGAUCAAAAGGAUCAGGAUGAGAAGAGUGCCUCCCACGACGACAGUGCAGAGGCGAGCAAAGAGAAUCUCCAGGCGGAGAAGAAGGCGGAGGCGCCCAAAGAAACCAUUGCUAGCGAGAGCGACAUGGCCGCCUGGCAGCGCCAGUUGCAUGGCUCCAAUUCCGACUUGGAAAAUAGGUUAAGAGAGAUAAACUCCAAGCGGGAGGAGGUCAAGACCACCGGUGGUCGUGCGAGGCGUCCGAAAAAGAAGGAAACGCCCAAUUCGGCAUCGUCUAAGGCCAGAAAAGUCAAGACAAAGGCGACGGCGAAGCAGGAAACCAGCGAGAAGAUCAACAUCAAGAUUAUUACGCCACAAAAACCGAAGGCUAUCAAAAAGAAGAAGCUGCCAGAGGCGCCCAAAGAGGAGAUCAUUGACGAGACCAUCGAGGAAACCAUAGACGAAACGAGAGAGGUGGAAGUGGAGGUGGAGCCACUGGUGCGUCCCAACAUGGCCAUGCUGCUGGAUACGCCUUUCAAGGCUUCUCCCAAAGAAAAGGAAGAGGAGACUGCCGCAAAAGAAGCCGCUAUUAUUCCACCCACUCCUGGAAUGGCCAUACCACCGCCAAUGGACACGCCAUAUGGCAAGCUGCCCAGCAGCAGUUUCCUUUUUGGCUCCGAUACCAAGAGCAUCAUGGACACGCCCCAAUUGAGCGCCAUUACGCCCGGUUUCCGGCUGACCCCGUUUGGCCAGAUGCCUGGCACUCCCGUGGGCAGUGCCGCCAAGACGGAAUACUCAUCGGGCAGCUCCUAUUAUCGUCCCGACGAGGCGGAGCACACGGAUGCGAAUGCGCAGUGCGCAAUACAGCAGUGGGAGGAGCAGCAGGAGAAGAAGCAGCCAAAGGAGGGCUCUAAAAACAAGGAAGAGUUGGAGGAAGAGAAGAAAGAGCAGCAUCCCGAGGAUAAUAAGGCCACGCCCAAGAGACCAGAGAGGCAGCUUUCACCAGAGGUGGAGAAACAACCUGUUGUCCUCUCCCUGGAACCCACCGUCCUCCGCCGCGUGCGUUCCUUCGGCAGCGAGGCGGUGGACAGUGCCGAAUCCGCGGCAGCCGGCUCCUUUACCUCCUCCGACCUGCCGCACUACAAACUGCUGCCCGGCCUGCCCGAGGCCAUCAUCGAGGGCUCCAGCAGUUCCAGCAGCUCCUCGGCCACCAGCUCCUCCUCCUCCUCGAGUUCGAGCUCCAGUUCAUCGAGUAGCAGUAGCUCCUCCUCCUCGCAAAGUUCUCACAGCGAAAGGGAAGACAACGAUAAGGAGGAGGAGCAGGAAGCAAAUGCCCAGGAGCAGCUCAACAUCGACAACCUUUCGAACAUCAGCAGCACGGAGGAUGAGGAGUGGCUGAAGGCAGCCGGCUCCCAGGAUGCCGCACUGCCCAUGGACAGCCAACCUGGGCAAUUGGUUAGCCAGGAUGGCGAGGUGCGCUAUCCCAUACGCAAUUGGCUGACGCCCAGCAAGGAGCAGGCAGCCCAGGAGGCGAAUAUCAGUGGGGAAGCUCCUCCAGCAGAUCCUCCUGCUGCUCCAGCUCCUCCACCUCCCUCUGCCAUCCAACGCCAGCAGCUGGACGAGAAGCGCCAGCGUGUCAUGGCCAAGUGCAAGCAGCAAUCCCAACCGAUCAGGAGCCAAAGCAAAAAGACUGCCGCCAAGAAGCUAACGGCCAUGCGUGAAACGGCCAAGUUGGCCAAUCCCACGGCCCACAAGUCGCCUAAAAAGCGCGAGCAUGUGGAGCCGCUCAAGACCAAGGCGGCCAAGAAGAUGAUAGAUCCACCAGAGGCGCCGCCAAUCGAUCCGCCAGCCAGCAAACUGGAUCCCGCCCUGCUCAUCGCCCUCAAUUUGUCGGCCAAAAAGCAGGAGCCAUCCGGCAACAAACCAAAGCCGCCGAUUAGCCGGGCAGCGGUGGAGAUUGCCGCCCAACCGGCGCCGGGAAAACAACGUGGACGUCCCAAGAGGCCGCUCAACGGAGAGCCGCCCAAGAUCUCUAUGCGUCGAUCCUCGCGACUGAUUGACAAUAAAACUCCUGCUCCGCUGGAGGAGGCACCCAAAGCUGCCCAGGGCAAUUCCAAAAAGCCUGUGAAAAAGCGCGCCGAGGCCAGGGUGCCCAUGCCCAUGGUGGCCGAGGCGGAAUCCACGCAGAGCACACCGCUGCAGAAACCACAAGACGACAAGCAGAUGCCAGCCAAAGCGGAACCAGAUGAAGGCAGCGAUUACGAGCAGGACAUUUGCCCGAGCAGCAGCCAGGAGCGCUGCACUUUCAGCUACUCUUAUGCGGACAACGGACCCAAAUCCAGCAAUCCCAUGAUGCGCCAGCCGCUGAGCUUCUUUCGCAACUAUCAGAUGCGCAUGAUGACCGACGACGAGCAGGUGCACACGAUGCGCAUCGCCGACGAACAGUUGAUGCAGCUCGGCCAGCAAAUGGCCAGUGUGAUACGGAAUAUACCCAAGAAGCGGAUACGCCGCCUGACCAGCAAUAGUGGAGCAGCUGCAAUGGGAGGAAGUGCAACGGAAACGGAAGUUACCGCCGCCGCUGGAGGAGAACAGCCAUCGGCCACUUCGACGCCGCUGGCGGAGAAGCCGCCGUCCAGGAGCGAACCGCAGGAUGAAGACGAUCUGGAGGUGGCCACCAUCAAUUCAGCUCCUUUAGCAGCGAGCAGCAGCAGCGGUGGUGCAGAUGGAGAUGGAGAAACCGGAGAAACCCCGGAGAACUCUGCCCAGCAGAAGGAGCCGCACAGCGUGGAGAUCGAGGACAUCGAGUCGAUACUGUCGCACCUUCACGGCACCUGAUUCCAUCAUCGUUUCAACGUUAAAACCUAAAGCUAGGCAAUCACAAUCACCCUAGUUAAGUGUAGAAAAAAGAAGCAGUCUUGAAGUGAAUUUAACCUACUACCUUGGGCCCAAGUUAUUAUUAUUCGGCCCCAGGGAUCGUUAUUAUUAAAGUAUUUAUUUUCGCUGUAAGUUGAGACGGAGCAGCACAACCUGCUCACAACACAACAUUCACAAGAAUAUCCCCGAAGGAAUCACUAAUUUAUGUUUCAUUAUCCGCAUUCUUAUCUAAUAUAUAAAUAUAUAUAUAGAAAUAUAUAGCGCUGUAUAUUGAUAGCCAGUUGAUUUAAUUGUUAAGAGUCGUUUUUUUUUUUAUUUGCUAUUAUUAGUAUUACUUAGGCCCCGACCGAACAAAAAUUUAUGAUUUGAUUUUGUACUCCAACGGAUAAAGAGAAUAUAAGGA
Drosophila takahashii is the source of this 5544-nucleotide messenger RNA. It is a transcript of the gene mxc, whose product is annotated as multi sex combs. The record is from RefSeq and is a predicted model, not a curated record. NCBI's taxonomy places the organism in Eukaryota, Metazoa, Arthropoda, Insecta, Diptera, Drosophilidae. Gene Ontology annotation, molecular function: protein binding.